This is a messenger RNA of Dracunculus medinensis (Guinea worm), 1137 nucleotides long. NCBI's taxonomy places the organism in Eukaryota, Metazoa, Nematoda, Chromadorea, Rhabditida, Dracunculidae. The record is from the annotation of a GenBank genome assembly.
AUGGUUAGAUUUCAUAUUGAGAAGUGCAAUUCAUUUGGACGAGUCGGAAGACUGAAAUUGUGGGGCGAUGUUGAAAUCGAUCAUGCGACUCCAUCAUGUAUGAUUUAUACCCGAGCUGGUCAUAUUCCGCAUUUGUCAUGGGAUGUCGUUAAUAAAUGGAUAAAAUUUAUGCAACGUCCAAUUUUUCAGAUAACUUUACCAACUUUGUUAGUUUUUUUUUAUUUACAAAUAAGAUUUAUAGAUUGUGCGGGUGAUAUCUGCAAAAUUUGGAUCAUAAUUAGAGAAAGAAGGACAUUUGCUUCUGGCACUCAUUUAGAAAUCUGUGCAUUACUCAUGCAGUACAAUACAAUACAAUAUGAAGGUGCUGCUACUCAUUUGUCACUUUUCGACCCUUUAGAUGUCAGAGAAAAUGGAUUCAAUAAUUCGAAAUCGAUAUCUAUAUGGACAAAAGGUGGAAGAAUCGCGUUAAAUGUGAAAGCAUUAAUGGAUGUUGUCGCCUGUAGUAAAAUUUCUACAUACGAAACACUUUUUGACUACGAUACGCCUAGAUCAUCUCUAAAUAAACGUUUAUCGAAGUCUCUGGAGCGGACAAAUGAUUUCUGCAAGGCAAUAUUCAAUGAUCUCGAUUCUUCGAAGGGAGUCGCAGUUUUGUCGCUGGGUGGAGGAUUUAGCACGUAUCAUAGAGGAAGAUUUGCCCAAGAAAUUGGAUCAUUACCGCAUGGUCACGCUGUUCAUAUUGAUCUAUAUGAAUUUGCUUGUCAUCCCGUCGGAAAAAAAAAAUUGUUGAAUCGGAAAAGAAGAGCGAAUGAGGAAAAUGAUAAGGCAACAGAAAUAUUUAAUAAGGAACAGAAAUUUAACAACAGUGAAAAAAUUACAGAAUCUAAUCAUUUUAGCGAGAAUGAAGUGCAAGAAAUACUUUCACAUACUCUGCAAGAAACCAAUCCAGAACUUUUAAGGAUUGUAACAGGUGCCUUUUCACCUUUACAAGUCGCCUGUCUUGUGAAAUGUGGCAUUGACCUUUUCGAUUCAUCAUUUGCUGUUUAUCUUGCUGAAAGUGGCAAAUCAUUUCGAUUAAGUAAAGAUUUCCCCGACGAUCCAAUGUUUUCCACUAUCGACUUUAAUGAAAAGUGGUAUUGA